Gallus gallus (chicken) is the source of this 3333-nucleotide messenger RNA. RefSeq names its product E3 ubiquitin-protein ligase TRIM39-like (gene BTNL14). The record is from RefSeq and is a predicted model, not a curated record. NCBI's taxonomy places the organism in Eukaryota, Metazoa, Chordata, Aves, Galliformes, Phasianidae. The coding region runs from base 148 to 1179 and encodes 343 amino acids. Gene Ontology annotation, molecular function: protein binding. The transcript has 13 exons.
AUGCACUACAAGAGAACUGCAGAUUGAUAAAGGCUCCUCAGUUCUACAUUACACGCUGAAUUAAAAAUGAAUAAUUUGGAUCUUGCUAUCCAGAUUACAGGAAUAUGGUAAGAGUUGUCCUUGGUUACUGAAGACUUCCAAACUUGCAUGGUGGUGGCUUCCAGAUUUCAGCACACCAUGAUUCUUCACAUUAUAUUUUUCCUACAGAUAUUUCAUUUGAUCAAAGGCCAGUUUAAAAUUAUACCUCCUAACAAUCCUGUGGUUGGAGUCAUUGGAAAAGGAGUCGUCCUGCCCUGCCAGCUGGAAGCUAGGACAAUCUCUGAAAGACUUUCUGUUCAGUGGAUAUUUGCUGGAAAAUCCCCAAACAUUGAUGUGACUAGCUAUGAUGGAAAAAACAUACUAAAUCCAGUCAGGGAAGAUAAGACAUACCAGGGCCGGACAGAUUUCUUUCAGACUGAGAUUAGUAAUGGAAAUGUAUCCCUUCACCUGAAAAAUGUCAUGAUCUCUGAUAAAGGAAAGUACAUUUGCAGUGUCUUUUUGGAGAACUGGUAUGAUGAAGUGAUGGUUGACCUGGAUGUGGCAGCUCAAGGUAACGAGUCUGAAGUUCACCUGGAUGGUCACGUGGGUCAGGGCAUUGGCCUCAACUGCAAGUCGCAGGGAUGGUUUCCACAGCCUGAGGUAAUUUGGCUGGACAGCAAAGGACAGACACGGAAGGAGAAGGUGGUCACACAAAGCCUGCAGACUUCUUCGGGCCUUUUUGAUGUUGUCAGUUCCAUGACCCUAGAACCUGGAUCCGACAUGGAAGUCUCCUGCAGAAUAGUCAACGAUCUCCUCAACACAGCAUGUGAAUCCCGAGUCCUGAUUUCAGAUGUCUUCUUUCCAUCCACUUCACCUUGGAUGACUGCCUUUCUUGUAAUUACUUUCUGCGCUGUGGCUGUUAUCGCUGCUAUAGGUUAUAAGCUGAAGAUUAAUAGUACAAGAAAACAAAAAGAAGAAACAACGAUGGAUGAUCUCAUAAAAAACAAAGGCAUUUUGGAGGAAAAGUUAGGCACAACUGAGAAGACAUACAAUGCAGGAAACUCUGAAAUGAAACGUAAACUUGAUGCACUAGAAAAUGAUUUGGCUUUCUGGAGAGGUCAGGACAAGGAAGUUCCCAUCAUUGUGAAUGAUGAAUGCUGACUCCUUGAGCUCCAAGUGCCAGAGGCUCCAGAUGUUGAGGACAACAGAUAUGAACCUCCUGGCCUGAGCAGCCCCUCCACAGGCCCCAUUCUUGUGGGGGAAGAAGGGUUUGCAGCUAUGAAACAAUUCUGAGAAGUGGAGGUGGGCCAGCAGUAGGACAAACUGCUAACCCUAAAACUUGUAGGACCUAAAAAUGUAAUUGCCCAGGCUGUGUCCAUCUUCUGGAAACCUAAAUAUCCCCUUGCCCUUGUCUCUUACCUCCUUUACUCUGAGAGGGACACCAGCAUGCAGCAAAUGCAAAGCAACUUGCUGAAAGUGUGUCUUGAACAGUGGCAUGAAGUAUCAGUGAAGAAUGUAAGGAGAUUAUAAGUUUUUGACUUAAUCAUUGAAAUUGUGCAGUGGCAACCAGGGAAUGAGUCAUGUUUUUGAACACCAUUUCUCUGGACAAGAAGCGUGGAGAGAAGGAUGAACAAUCAUGGCUGUGCUGGGCAGGAGCUGCUGCCAGAUGUGGGAAAAGGGUUCUCAAGGCAACUGACCUGCCACUUCCAAUUCAAUCACUCAGUUGAAUACAUUCCUGACACUGUCAGUGGAAAUCUAGACAGUAAUUUGUUCUGUUCAGCCUACAGUCAGCAGUGAGUCUGUCCACUGGAUGCAGUAGAGUCUCUUGAACACCCUUAUGUGAUGCUCUGAGACAUCAGGACUGGUGAAAGUGAGUCACAAAACAUGUGUGUUUUGUUGAUCCUUUUUUAUUUCUUUGUACAAUGACAUGACUCCCAAAACCAUGAUUAUGAAGGUAAAGUAUGCAGAUCUCCUUCAUCCUUGCUGCUCUCAAUGCCCAUUCAGUCAUUUAUAAUCACCUUUCAUGGAGCAGUGGAGUUUCUCAGAGACACAAAAUUUCUGUAAGUUUUGUGAAAAGAGUUCCUUUUUUUUUUUUUUCUCCAGGGAUAGUCAAAUAUCAGUGCAGUAUAUAGAAGGCACUAGGGUGGGUUGGGCUACAAUCAGAAUUUGAAUUUGAAUGAAGGUGGUGCCACUGAAUCAAUUCAUUAUUAUCAUUUCCAGAUUACUUUGAUAUUCUUCCUGGUCUCUGACUUGUUCAUUCAACAUGAAUGAACAUCCAACAGUGCAAUGGACUCAGGCAAACCCCUGUUGCAUUAAGGUGUAAAUACUCUGUGCUCUAAGUGCAGUCAUAUUUGAAUGGACUCACAUGACUCUUGUCUCGUUCUGUUCCAUGAGAACUCUCACAGCUAGUGCAAUGUAUUGUGCUGUUUACUAAAGCAACGGAUCACAGAUUCGUUUGGAUCACCAGUGGUAAUUACAGUCUCAGCAGAGUAUGUGCAAGAACCAACAAUAUGAAUAAUACAGCUGACCACACACACACAUACACACACAAAAUUAUGGAAUAACUCUAUAGAGAUUUCUAAGCUUUCUGGGGAAGUACUCCAUAUAGCCAUGUGCUGUCUCGCCCAAGAGAUGUCGCUAAAAGGGAGAGGAGGUUGGGAAGGUUCAGCCUGCUUAUUGAACCUAGAAGCCAGCGAUGUCCUCCCAAGCUGUCUGCAGUGGUAUCUGGCCCAAAUUCCUUCUCUUUUAAGCCAUUUUUAUAGGAUUUUUUUUUCUAUUUGGUAUAGGCUUGUUUAGCAAAAGGAAACUACAGAUGUUAGUUUAAAAACAAAUAUAUUAGUUUACCAGAAAGAAUUGAUGUGUGCUACUUCUAAAACAUUCCAGUUUACCUUUGCUUGUUAUGUGAACAGCCUUGCUUGCAUUAUCCUUGCUCCACUGAAGGCACAAUGACCACUUUUUAUCUUUGUAGUAUGUACUGAAAGCUUCUUUCCUUCCACUAUCUGCAAGGACUCUUCUUGGAUUUCAUAUAAAUAGUUUUCAGGUACAGUGUAGCAAGAUAAAAAGUUGUUCAUUAUGGCAUAACAAGCAGGGGUAAUUUACCAAACUGGGAAAAAAAAGCUGAAAGUACACCAAAGGUCACUGUGAUGAAGCUAAAGCUGAAAUAAAGAAGUACAUGGCCACACAGCUGCACCACGCAUGUACGAAGGAACAUCAGCAUACACUAAAGAGCUCUUGAAAAAAAGAAUGAAUACGUACAUCAUUUCUGAGAAAUAUGUUGCAAAUGUAUGUCUUAACUAUUGAAAUGUAGAACCUGAA